Annulohypoxylon truncatum is the source of this 4370-nucleotide messenger RNA. RefSeq lists its product as uncharacterized. The transcript has 4 exons. Gene Ontology annotation, molecular function: DNA binding. Bases 406 to 4158 code for a protein of 1250 amino acids. Gene Ontology annotation, biological process: regulation of DNA-templated transcription. The record is from RefSeq and is a predicted model, not a curated record. Lineage: Eukaryota; Fungi; Ascomycota; Sordariomycetes; Xylariales; Hypoxylaceae.
AGCAGUCUUUUCUCCCCACCUUUCUUGACGAACGCCCUGCUCGUCAAUCUAAGGGCGCGGCUCCACAUUCAUUACAUGGUUGGAUGGUCCGUUUCGGCGAUGGUCAGCAAAGGCCGGAGCCAACUUUUGGCUGCUUGUCGUGAUAGCAAGACCGAGCAAGAUAUACGAUGACUCUUCCUUCGCUUCUCCCGCUUAGCGAUCUUCAUCGUCUUGCGUCCGGCCUUAGCGACAAGCGGAGCAGUGUAUGCAAAUCAUAUCGUAUAUGGACAUUACACGUUACAAUAACACCCGCAUAUUGAGCCCAGUCAAUGAGGGAGAGCGCUUGUCGCGUGCUUUAGUUUCGUUUUCCCGUUCGUCACCUUGCUUACUCGAACCUUAAGAAGUAGUAGAUAACGCCCUUUCACAAUGACGACCAUCGACGAGCUCCAAGAGAUGGAGUUCGUCAACUGGGAGGCUGCCGUAGUUGGCACCUCCCUUGAUCCUGUGACAACAUCAGAGGGCGCAGCCGGUACCUUCGAUUCUGUCGCCGCAUCAUCGGAGCAGCCAAACAUGGAUCUCAUGUUCGGAGACGUUGAUGGCGACGACUGGUCAUACUGGGCCCUCGAACAUUUCGAGUCUACUCAAAUGCCACAGGAUAUCGACAUGUCGGCUCUCCCAGAACCGGAACCUGCGGCAAACUCGCAGAUGUACUGGGAGACACCGGAGGCCCCUUGUACCCAUUGCGCUGUCGGAGGCUACCAAUGCAAGAGAAUCCGUGAAGGUAAAUAUAAAGGUUACUGUACGAGCUGCGUUGCCCUUCGAUGCGAGUGUAGCUUUGGGCCCCUAGACAAUAACCUGACUGCCGAGGCGGGUGCGACUUUUCCCGCGAACCCCUGGCCGAUCAUGGGCGACAGACCGGCGACUUCUAUUCUCCACGAAGAUGAGUUGACUACCAUGGUCACUUCAGCUCCGCCUGCUCAUUGCCUGUUUUCCGCCUCGGAAAAUAGACAGUCACCGCCAAAGCCCCAGACUAUGCCGAAGAUUGGCGCUCGGUUUUCCCGGGAGUCAGUCAAGAUUCUCAAGAAUUGGGUUGUAACACAUAGCAGACAUCCGUAUCCCACCGAGGAGGAAAAGGAGGGCCUACAAAAGAUCACCGGCCUUAGCAAGACACAGAUUACCAACUGGCUAGCGAAUGCUCGCCGCCGGGGCAAGAUUCAGCCAACUAGAGCGACAUCACCCCACGUCGGUCGAGGAUACGCCCAGGCCAUCGAUAUUCCACAGCGGAGAGGCACACCGGGACUUCUUGAAAACAUGAACCCCUUGCAGCGUUGGGCCAAUUCGCCGCCAGAGAACGAACCGGCGUCUGUCGCAGCUAUCGCCAGAGCCGUCUCGGAUUCUUCUAACUCGUACUCACAAACCUCCGGAUCUGGUCGAAACAGUCCGUACGUCUCCAAUUACUCGGACGAUGGGUCUAGCAAGUCGUUGUGCAACCAGUCGUCUGCUAGCAGUCUUGGUACUUCUCAUUCAAGCGGUGGCUCUUUCGCAUCCGCGUACUCGAGCAAGUCACAUGGCUCUUUUGGGUCCUUGCCAUCAUUCGUCCGGACUCGAGGGCGACGUCGCCGCCGUCGAGCUCCACCUAAGCGAGCUGACGAAAGCCUAAGCCAGCCGCUCAAAACUUUCCAGUGCACAUUCUGCACCGAAACUUUUAGGACUAAACAUGACUGGCAGCGGCACGAGAAGUCGCUGCACCUUUCUCUCGAGCGGUGGAUAUGUUCCCCCGACGGGCCACGGUUUGUGAAUCCAGAUAAUGGACUGAUGAGCUGUGUCUUCUGCGGCGAGGUGAACCCUGAUGACGCUCACGCCGAAUCCCACAACUUUUCCGGAUGUACCGAACGAACGCAGGAAGAAAGGACAUUCUACAGGAAAGACCAUCUCCGACAACACCUCAAACUUGUGCACAAUGUGAAGUUCUUGCCGUGGGCGAUGGAUAGAUGGCGAGUGGCCUCUCCCGAGAUCCGAUCGCGAUGUGGUUUCUGCGGCGUCGUGCUCGAUAGCUGGACGAUCAGAGUGGACCACCUGGCCGAACACUUCAAGACGGGAAACACUAUGGCUGACUGGAAGGGUGACUGGGGUUUUGAAGCACCCGUUCUUGAGAUGGUGGAAAACUCCAUCCCACCCUAUUUAAUUCACGACGAGAGAAACACGCCGCUACCUUAUAGGGCUGGCAGUGGCCCGCUGGCGACACCGACCAAUGCUUACGAACUUCUCAAAAUAGAGCUCCAGCACUGGAUAUCGAAUUUCGCGGCGGAAAACGGAAGGAGGCCGACCGACGCUGAGAUACAGGUGGAGGCUUGCAGUAUUAUUUUUGGCUGCGAGACGCAAUUGAGGCCCAAUCACUGGGAGACUUCUUCGUGGCUGCGAGAUCUUGUCGUAUCUGCGGAAGAACAGGCUCGGACCGCUGCCUUCCGGCCGAUUCGGAACCCAUUAGACAAGCGAGUAACCUCGCUACGUAUCAAUGGCAAGGAGGAUAUCUUCGAAGCUUGCGAAUUCGAGCAGCAGAUGCAGGAUUUUGUGAAGGCUAAGCAGCUAUUAGGUCUAACUGCUAUGGACCACGAGCUUCAGGUCGAAGCAUGCCGCAUCAUCAGUAGGAUGGAGGAGAAGUCCAGCAGCACCUCUGAAGACGUGGCAAAUUGGAUGCUUCGCUUGAUAUACGCCUCUCCGAAGUGGCUUGAAAAUUUCAAGACACGAGCGUCUUUACCGCGCACCGAAGACUUGGAGGAUGUUAAUACAAGGUCGAAAGAUCCCAAGACUAUAGAUUCGACCAUCCACAACUACAGUAGAUUAGAGCGAGAGCUCGCGGAGUACCUCCAAGUGCAGAGGUCGAUGGGCAUUGAACCCGGAGACGCCGACCUGCAGAGACAGGCCCGUAUCAUUAUCUACGAUACAGACGACGGAUGGAAUCAGACAGCAGCCGAUGACUUAGAUUGGCUUUCUCGUUUCAGACAGAGACACCCUCCUAACCAGACGCCGCCUACCACAUCGACAUCGAGCGGUUCUCCGAUCAGUUACCGACAACAAUCAAAGCCAUCUCCUCCAAACCAGACUGUAGUGAGGGACUCGCAAUACGUCGGACCUCUAUUUGAUAACCUACCGCCAUUCCGUGAUCAGCCCGGGCCCGGACUCCAUAGCAGCAUCAACAACUCUUCUAUCAAAACAGGUCCUUUCUUCCUCAACGACACAAACUGCUACCGCCGCCUGGCCCAGGGCCUCAGCCGCUUCGUAGCGUCGACCAUGUCCCCCAACAACCCGAACCGCCACGUGCCCACCGACGAGGAAAUCCAGUACCAAGCGCGAUGGCUAAUCUACGAUGACGACGACCCCUGGAACCAAACCGCAGCAGAUAACUUCGAAUGGCUGCAACGCUUCAAACGCGACGCCGGCAUCCUGCCCCCCUCAAGCGGGCCCGGCCUCGGCUCCGCCGAAAACAUCGCCUGGGCGCCCAGCGCCGGCGGGACCGGCUUCGCGCCUCCCUUCGUCGCGCCCAACCCAAGCUUACCCAUCGAACCGCUCUCCGCCUCGCCCACAGUCUUUCUCCGCGAAAACGCGAAGCCGUUCGGGCCCUCGGCGGGCGCGGCGAACCGGUUUCUGCAGAGCUUCGCGCGACGGUAUCCGGCGCCCGCGAAGGUGUUCUGCUCGCGCGAGCUCGAGGGCGGGUUGACGGCUUACGUGCGUCGGGAGAUGUCUAGGACGGGGGGAGGGGGGUUUCCGAGUGAUGAGGCGCUGCGCGAGAGGGCGCGGCAGAUCAUGGCUAUGCAGAGGACGAGCUGCGAUGACCCUGUGUUGUUGGAGAGGUUUAAGGCUAGUGUUAGGGCGGCGGGGACGUUUGAUGAGCCGCUUGCUAGUGUGCCGGAAGCUGGGGUUGGAGAUGGUGUUGGAGCUUCGACGGGCCCGAUGACGCCGGGUGUGGCGGCGGAUCUGGCGACUGUUGCUGGCGUCUCGUGUGACGGGGGGGCGGAUCCCGUGCUAGCGCUGUCGGGAGACAUGGACGUGGAUUUCCACUUCACGGAGCAGGAGAUGAAUGACUUGCUCCAGGAUGUGAGUCCUGAUUUAGGCGGUGCAUCGCUGAGCCCCGCGAACGACGGCAUGACUGGUGUUUCCGGGACCGGGUUUGGGCAAUAAUCGAAAAAUAGUAAUGACACUGGUAGCUUUGGGAACGGCCGUUUCUUCUUUUCUUAUUCUCUUGGCACAUUAGAUACCAUUUGGGAGCAAUAGCAGUUGAUUCUUUUAGGAUUGGUUAAGAUAGGGGUAAGAUUAGGCGUAGGGGAAUUGCAUUUUGAAAUUGAAUUCACAACUCUUGAUAAUCCAAAAAAUUGAGAAGUAUCGUAAGCAAC